AUGAUGUCGGAAUCCGACGCAGUGAUUUCUGUAGACAGGCCCCUUAUAGGUCACGCUGCAAGCAGCAGCAGGUGCAGCAUCAGCACUUGCGGCAGCAACGGCCACAUCGAGACUCCCCCCUCACCAACGGCAGCGGCAGCAGCAGGAGCGACAGCAGCAGCACCUACACCCACGGAUGAAACCUUUGUUGUUUCUUUUUCUUAUGCUGAUCGGUAUCCUGUUAAGCAAAGGCGCCACCCUAGUUCUCCGCACUUCGAAGAAAAGACGGCUUUGAUAGAAGAUGCGGCUUCUCCCACAGGCUUGGGGCAGGGAAUCCAGCAGCGUCUGUGGCCUUUUCAGGGCCUCUGCCCUGAGAGGAAAUUUUUGAGAUGCAUGCGGAUGAUCCCGCGGCUGAGUUGGGUCUUUCUGGCUGCUGUUCCUGUCGUGACUCUGCUGGCUUGGGGCUGCUGGCUCGUUUGGGUGAACAGCCGCAUGCAAAUUGUGUUUGCUGCUGAAAAAGCAGCCGCCGCAGCAGCUGCUGCAGCUGCGGAGAAGCCCAUGCCCUAUAGCCACAUAUCGUCGGACUCCAUAAGAGGCCUAGCGGCUAUUCCAGCGGCCCCCCGGGCACUCUCCUGCUGGGACCUGCAGCAGUACGAGCUGCCUGUGGAGCAGGAGGUGCUGCAGCAGCAAAGAGAUGAGCCGUACAGUCUGCUGCACGCGGACGCAGCAGCAGUAGUGCCCUCAGCAGCAGAUAUCAUUGCUGCUGCGCCGUGGGAAAGAGACGCUCGGGACCCUUCCUUCGCGGUUCCCGACUGGGCGGUUCGGCCCCAGCAGCAGCAGGACCAGCAGGUGCCGGCACAGCAGCAGCAGCAGCAACAGCAGCAGCAGCAGCCAGUUGUGUCUGUUUGCACCUACAGGGAUCCUCGCUACGGCGUCACAGUGACUGCUCUAUUGGCAUCUCUUGUUGCCUCGCCUGAGAAUGGCUGUACUGACACCUGCGCGCUUCCCUUUUGGAACAACUCACCGGAGUCUGCCCAGAAAGCUGAAUCUGGGGCUGAGGGGGCCCCCGAGGCCCCGCGGGUGGGUUUGGGGGGCCCUUUGAGAGGCACAGCAGCAGCGGCGUCAGCUGCUGCGGCUCAGGGCCCGAAGGAAAGCCCUGCGGAAGCCCCGGAGCUGUGUCUUUUCUCCGAACCUUCUCUUUACAAUGGGUGCAACACAAUUGAGGGUCACUUGGCAGCGCAAGGGGUUGCUGCGCCUUCUCGGGACAAAGGCGUAAAGCUCACGGGCACGCCUGAGGUCGACGCGGCCCUGCUGCUGCACGGGGGCCUCCUGCGGCGGCGCGUGCUGCACUUCGUGAGUGGCUCGGAUGCACUGACUCCGAGAGAGCUGUGGGCUCUGGACUCUGCCUUUGCAGCCAUGCCUGGGGCCCUCGUCCGGUGGCACGUCAUUCCCACCUGCAGGGCCCCCCAGCAGGGCCCCCCAGAAGAGGGGCCCCCGCACGGGGGAGUGCCUCCUGGAGGAGCUUCUGAGGGGGAGCCAGGGGAAAGCAGCAAAAGCCAGUACUCAGGUGGCGGCGAAACCACAAAGUGCCUCGAGAGGGCUCGCGAGACCCACUUCGCGCAGAUGCAGAUCUUCUGGCGCUCCGGCUACGACUUGCAGUACGUGCAGCACGACAGGCUCGACGCUUACUUCCAAGGUCUUCCCCUGGAACGGCACGCCGAAGUGCUGUCGCGGCAGCCGCUGGGUCCUGCAGCUCAGCUGCAGAGGGUGCUGCAGCACAUGCUGCGGACUCUGACGGCCGACGUUCUGCGGCUUGCUGUGGUGUACAGAGAAGGGGGCACCUACAUGGACACUGAUGUGGUGUCUGUACAGGAACUGCGCCACCUUUCAAACUUCGUAGCCUGCGAAGGGCCUGAAGGCCUCACAAGGUUCUCUUGUGACCCUUGCCAGGCCGUCAUUUCCUUCGAAGCCGGUCACGAGCGUCUACGGGAGUGGCUAGUCAACGUGGCGCUGCUGCUUGACAAUGACAACAGCACAAGCACGGGCAGCGAGGGGGAUUCCGGCAGCAGCGGCAGCAGCAGCAGCAGUUUGUGGAGAAGAAUUAAAGGGAUCCUUUUUGGGGCCGAUCGAAGUAUUUGGAGUUGGGAUGGGCGGGCAGGAAAGUCUCUGGGGGAAAUGCUAGCAGCGAACGACGAGGCAGAAAAGAUGUAUAAGCAGCGCAGCAGCAGCAACAGUAGCUAUGAUGCAGAUAGGCCUUUUGCAAAGAUGCUGCUGCUGCCUUGGGGAACUGUCGGCACAAAGCCGCUGCGGCUAAUGCUCGAUAUGUGGUCCAAAGAAGGCUUACCGCACCUCGACGCCCGCAGGCUCGCGCCCAGUCUCCACACGUCGGUGACGCAGCUGCAGCAGCAGCAACAGCAGCAGCAGCAAGGGCCGCAAAAGGAGCAUAAUGUGUAUGGGAGUCCGUGGCCAGGACUGACUCGCAUCUUAGGGAAGGCCCCGCUUCCAUCUUCCGAGGCGCUGAAGGAGCACCUCCGGCAGUCUUGGGAUCUGCAGCAGCAGCGGCGGCAAAAAGGGGCGAAGGCUCCGGAACAGAAGCCGCAGCAGCAGGUUGGGAGCGUCGUAGGCAGGCUUUUGCAAGGCAUUUCUGAGGGCGUGAGCACGGGCUGGACUUGGCUGUUGGCUCUCACAGGCUACGGACCUUAUGUGAAUUUUGGCCAGCAUGUGGACGAGCCUGCAAACAAUGCGGAGCCGCCGUCAUCUCUGUCGCUCUACGGGCCCACCGUGUUCUUCCCACUGAGCUACACAGAAGUGGCUUGGGACCGGCCCGCAGUGACUGCAGAACUGCUGUGGUCGCCCGCGAGGGCCCCGGAGGGUGUAGCCUUUUGGGAGGCCCUGGUUGCUGGGGGUCAUGUUUACACGUUGCACUUGUACAGCACAAUGAUUCACUACUCGAAAGGCGACUUUUCCAAAGCCAUUCAGGAUGCCUCGCAUGCGGCCAUCGGAGUGAUACAGCGCAGCUACUGCAGCCUCCUCUGCGGGGCUUCCCGCCUGCAGGUCUUUGGGGGCCCCGAGAGCAGCCGAGAAAUUCCCCACAAACUCUCGGAGCUCGCCAAGGUCUGGCUUAGGUACAACUACAACAUAUGA
Eimeria necatrix is the source of this 3123-nucleotide messenger RNA. RefSeq lists its product as hypothetical. The coding region runs from base 1 to 3123 and encodes 1040 amino acids. NCBI's taxonomy places the organism in Eukaryota, Apicomplexa, Conoidasida, Eucoccidiorida, Eimeriidae. The record is from RefSeq and is a predicted model, not a curated record. The transcript is spliced from 2 exons.